AUGGACGGCAAACGGCACCCUAGUUCGUUCCAGCAGCUGGAGAAGCUCGGAGAGGGCACAUACGCAACUGUGUUCAAAGGCAGGAAUCGCCAGACCGGAGAGCUCGUCGCUCUCAAGGAGAUUCAUCUCGAUUCGGAAGAAGGAACGCCGUCGACUGCCAUCCGCGAAAUCUCACUUAUGAAAGAGCUCAAACACGAAAACAUUGUCGGGCUUCACGAUGUUAUUCACACCGAGAACAAGCUGAUGCUCGUCUUCGAAUACAUGGACGGCGACCUCAAGCGAUACAUGGAUACGCAUGGCGAACGUGGCGCGCUCAAGCCGGCGACCAUCAAGUCCUUCAUGUACCAACUGCUCAAGGGCAUCGACUUCUGCCACCAGAAUAGAGUGCUGCACCGAGACCUCAAACCCCAGAACCUGCUUAUCAACAGUAAAGGGUGUCUGAAGCUCGGCGACUUUGGCCUUGCCCGAGCCUUUGGUAUCCCCGUCAAUACAUUCUCCAAUGAGGUUGUCACCCUGUGGUAUCGUGCGCCGGACGUCCUGCUCGGUAGCAGGACAUACAACACAAGCAUCGACAUCUGGUCAGCUGGGUGCAUCAUGGCCGAGAUGUACACUGGCCGGCCCUUAUUUCCCGGCACGACAAACGAAGACCAGAUUGUCAGGAUAUUCCGUAUCAUGGGCACGCCUACUGAGCGUACAUGGCCGGGCAUCACGCAGCUGCCAGAGUACAAGCCGACGUUCCAGAUGUACGCGACGCAGGAUUUGCGCAACAUUCUACACGCCAUCGACCCUACCGGAAUCGACCUGCUUCAACGGAUGCUUCAGCUUCGGCCAGAACUCCGCAUCAGUGCUCAUGACGCCCUGCAGCACCCGUGGUUCAACGACAUCGUCCUACAGCAACAGCAGCAGCAACAGCAGCAACAGCAAGCUGCUCUGCAAGCUCAGGCGCGGAGCUUCCAGCAGGCGGUUCCAUCACAGCCCUUUGACAACAACUACUAG
Molecule: messenger RNA, 996 nt
Organism: Trichoderma citrinoviride
Lineage: Eukaryota; Fungi; Ascomycota; Sordariomycetes; Hypocreales; Hypocreaceae
Product: Pkinase-domain-containing protein
Exons: 2
Coding region: 1-996 (331 amino acids)
Biological process (GO): protein phosphorylation
Cellular component (GO): cytoplasm; nucleus
Molecular function (GO): cyclin-dependent protein serine/threonine kinase activity; ATP binding
Source: RefSeq, a predicted model, not a curated record